Molecule: messenger RNA, 3869 nt
Organism: Dalotia coriaria
Lineage: Eukaryota; Metazoa; Arthropoda; Insecta; Coleoptera; Staphylinidae
Gene: PKD
Product: serine/threonine-protein kinase D3
Exons: 8
Coding region: 250-2712 (820 amino acids)
Biological process (GO): protein phosphorylation
Molecular function (GO): protein serine/threonine kinase activity; ATP binding
Source: RefSeq, a predicted model, not a curated record
GUUAUAAUUACGUGCGGAGCGACGAAAGCGCAGUAUUCUUGUCUUGUCAAUAUGUCAUCAUGUUUGCCUUUGAACGAACUUGAGUUCGCGUCUCCUUCGCACCACUCGCGCUUCCGGACCGUUGUUAGAUGCUUCGCCGCGUAGGAAGGCGCACUCCUCCACGGCAGUGAUAGUUUAGGUAGCGUGUAGGCAGCAGGGGCAGGAGGAUUCUGGAACAACAACGAAACAACGACAAGCACAGCGGCUACAAUGGAGAGCCAGGGCCCUGAUAUUUCAUUCCUCUUUCAAUUUGGUUUAACCAGGGACAUUGUCACAGUGCCUCAGUCUUCCCUGAAUCUCAAAACUAUUAAGGAUUUGGCAUGUGACUUUAUAAACACCAAGAUUCCAGACCAUGGUAUUAAUCGUUUAAGUGAUAGAAUAAUUAUAUUCAAACAUGAAUACAAUUCCAAUAAUGUAUUGCAAAUUAUCAAUGCAGCUACUGAUAUCGUAGAUGAGACACUGGUUGAGAUUGUACUCACAGGUAAAACUCCACCAACCAGUGCCAGCCCCGAUAUGGCUAUUGUAAAGCCCCAUGCUCUCUCCGUACAUUCCUACAAGACUCCAACGUUUUGCGACUUCUGCGGCGAGAUGCUCUUCGGACUAGUGCGACAGGGUCUGAAGUGUGAUGGCUGCGGGCAGAAUUAUCACAAGCGCUGCGUGGUGAAGGUGCCCAACAAUUGCACCUAUGUACUGAUGGAGGAUAAGACGCGACGCCGUUCAGGCCAACUGCAAGUGCCGCGCAGUCCCUCCGGCGGCUCGAAUUGCUCAGGGAACUCUUGCAAUUCGUCUUCGACGAACAACACCAACGCCACUCAGGAUGACAAUACUCUGCUGAUACCGAAAUCGCCGAAUUUAGGCGGGCGGCCUUUAUGGGUGGAGAAAGAGCUCUCUGGACGUGUGCGUAUUCCGCACACGUUUGUAUUGCACAGCUACACGCGCCCGACUGUCUGCCAGCACUGCAAGAAACUGCUCAAAGGGCUGUUCAAGCAGGGCUUGCAGUGCAAAGACUGCAAUUAUAACGCACACAAAAAGUGCAUCGAAAAAAUACCCAAGGACUGCACCGGUGAAUUACAAACGGGCCAUUAUGAAUCAAAUUUAGCCGAUGUUGAAUCAUCAGCAUCCAGCUGUAGCCAUCUGACAGAGGAUGAAAGCGAAUGGGAGAAACCCGAUAUACCGACACCGCCGCUCAUUUCAGUGCCGAAUGGCACGACAUAUCCGGAAGCCUUUCCGGUGCAUGACACCGAAGACAACGAUUCAAUACCCUCAUCCUCCUCGUCCUCACCCAGCGCCAACAUCCCGCUGCAGCGGAUUGUGCAAUCCGUCAAGCAUACCAAACGACGCGGGUCGAAGAUUAUGAAAGAAGGUUGGCUGGUGCAUUUUACCAAUAAGGAUCGCACUGUACGACGCCAUUUUUGGCGCUUGGACACCAAAUCGAUCACGCUCUUCCAAAGCGACCAAGGUUCGAAAUACUACAAAGAUAUACCACUCGCUGAUUUAUUGACUGUGGACACAGCACGCUUGAAACAGGGCGAAGUCAUGCAUUGUUUUGAGUUGCGCACUGCUAACAUCGAUUACUUCGUCGGGCAGGACCCGCUGCAUGAACUGCAAGAAAAUGGCGGAAAUGUAACUCUUCCACCGCCUGAUAGUGGAAUAGGUGCUUAUCUCGCACGUAGUUGGGAGACUUCCAUUCGCCAAGCAUUGAUUCCAAUAAAUGCUAACAUGCGCUCCGAAGCCGAGGGGGAAUCAGAGGAACAAGUUACAGACAUGAGUCAGAUCUUCCAGAUAUUCCCUGAUGAAGUCCUCGGUUCGGGGCAGUUUGGUAUUGUGUAUGGCGGAGUGCAUCGCAAGACAAAUCGUGCCGUUGCGAUCAAAGUAAUCGAUAAACUACGUUUUCCCACGAAACAGGAAGCGCAGCUCAAGAACGAAGUCGCCAUCUUGCAGAAUCUCUCACAUGGCGGUGUGGUUAACCUAGAGAGAAUGUUUGAAACUCCUGAACGAAUAUUUGUAGUGAUGGAGAAGUUGAAAGGCGAUAUGCUAGAGAUGAUUCUGUCGCAUGAAAAAGGCAGAUUGACGGAACGCGUGACGAAAUUUUUAAUCACGCAGAUACUCAUCGCGUUGAAACAUCUGCAUAGCAAGAAUAUCGUACACUGCGAUUUGAAACCGGAGAAUGUGCUAUUGAGUUCCGACGCAGAGUUUCCGCAGGUGAAGCUGUGUGAUUUUGGUUUUGCGAGGAUCAUUGGCGAGAAAAGUUUCAGACGGUCUGUUGUAGGCACGCCUGCAUAUCUAGCACCGGAAGUCCUUCGGAAUAAGGGCUAUAAUCGAUCGUUGGAUAUGUGGAGCGUCGGAGUCAUAGUCUACGUGAGUCUAAGCGGCACAUUUCCGUUCAACGAGGACGAAGACAUCAACGAGCAAAUUCAAAACGCGGCGUUUAUGUAUCCUCCCAAUCCAUGGAAGGAAAUCUCAUCGGACGCCAUCGAUCUUAUCAAUAAUCUCCUGCAAGUGAAACAGAGAAAGCGUUACACUGUGGAUAAAUCGUUGCUGCAUAUUUGGCUACAGGAUUAUCAAACCUGGUGUGAUCUGAGAACACUCGAAAAUCAAAUUGGGAUGCGCUACCUAACGCACGAAAGCGACGACGCGCGUUGGGAGCGUUAUCGGUCUGACUGCCCGCUAUGACCGCACAAGAGCUGGCUGCACAACGUAAAGAAGUGCCUAAGCGCUUUAAAAGUAUAGCAGUCCGCCCCCCAUUGCCCCCGGCGCCACCCCAAAACAAACCCUCUCUCUCUCUCAACCGCGCCCCGCUCGCCACGCCCUCAUCCUUUUACUUCCGCCGCCCCGUGCGCCAACUUUACGCUCAUUACUACUCUCUUAAUGUCUUUUACGCGCACUUUGAAUGCACUUUAACUCGUUACUUAGUAAGUACUUAAACAAAACAAACAAAAACUCACCGACACAUUCGAUUUUCAUUUCGAUGCGAUAUGGUGAACUCUAGACCAAGAUGGCGGGCGCGCACAAAAUGGCCGCGCGCAGAAACACAAACAAAACCGUACUAUUGUUUAUUAUUUAAGCUUUAAUCUAAGGAGUAAUACUUUAUAUAUCGUUUUUUAUUACUAUUAUUGAUGAGAUUAUUUGGAGUCAUUCCGAACGUUUACGAAUUUUAUUAUGAUUGUAUUCACUAUACUCACUCGUUGCCGCGAACGAAUUGGUGCAUUUUUUGCGAACAUUACGCCUAGGAUGAUAAGCGACGAUGGAAACUGAUCCAUCGAAGAGAUACUAAACUAAUACAAAGUGUGUACUUAUACAAUUGGCCGCCUCCUCAGGUGGGAUAGGAUGGCGGCCCCCAAUUUGGCCUAAUUAACGUGCUUCAGUAUUGUACUUAUUACGAAGAGUGAUGAAGGUACAUUACGAUUAUUACAAACCGUGUAGUGUUUUAUUGUUGUCACGUAUCUGUUGUUGUUGAUUAAUGAUGAAGAUAUUACGCAGCGCCGACGCACGGGAAGCAAUCGCCUAAUAAUAAUUCUAAACGAUGGAGUCGAGCGAAGCAGGGGAAGAGUCGGCGUUGUGCGUCGAUUAUAUUGAUAUUUUAUUGAAACAAACACAAAUAAGGUGCAAUUACGGCGUUUGUAAGCUCGAUGCAUGUUCUUUAUAUAAUUUUUUUUUAUUAUUAUUAAAAUUAUUGAGAUAUAGAAAGCGCGGUACGCUGAAAUUGUGACCGUCGAUGGUUGUGUCGCAUGCGUGCGUUUAAUUCGAUUGAAUAAUUACGAUUAAACUGUUGGCUUGGGUACAGGGAUAUACAAAAUUACUAGGAUAAUUAAAUGUAUUAUAUCUAAAUU